Molecule: messenger RNA, 1183 nt
Organism: Microplitis demolitor
Lineage: Eukaryota; Metazoa; Arthropoda; Insecta; Hymenoptera; Braconidae
Exons: 8
Coding region: 21-1151 (376 amino acids)
Cellular component (GO): extracellular region
Molecular function (GO): calcium channel inhibitor activity
Source: RefSeq, a predicted model, not a curated record
UUAAAAAAAAAAAACAAAUCAUGUUACUGAUAACUUUUUUUAUAAAAUUACUCCUUUUAGUUUUUAUUUCCGAAGGAGAAAUCAUACGAAAAAAUUGUUUACAUGAUGGAGAAUCGUGUCACUUUAGUGAUUCCUGCUGCUCCAAAAGAUGUCUGCAUAGACGAGGAAAUAAUUAUUGGGGGUCAUUUUGUAUGCGAGAAGGAGGUGAACUGUUAAUUACUCCACCAACGACUACGGUAAAGAGUUUCGCUGCUAAAUCGUGUCUUCCAAUUGGAAAAAAGUGCUCGAGCAGAGGAGAAUGCUGUUCAAAUAGAUGCGAUCGUGAAUGCCUGCAUGUAGUUAAAAAUUUGGCUCAAUAUUUAAUGCUUAUGCGUAGUGGAGGUCUUAGCUAUUGUCUUGCGCCCGGCACUUGGUGUAAUGAAAACAGUGAUUGCUGCUCUAAAAAGUGUUAUCGGCCAAGUAAUAAACUUUAUUCUAUUUGUGCUGCCGAUCUAAUUAAUGCUCCUAUCAAUAAUAAUAAUAAUAAUAAUAAUAAUAACAAUAGGACAUUAGUAAGUUCCGAGGCUGGUAGCUGCUUAUCAGACGGAAAACGUUGCACGAGCACUAGCGAAUGCUGUUCAAAAAAAUGUGACGGCGUAUGUCUAAGGAAAGUUGAAAAUUUGGCUGACUAUUUAAUUCUAAUGCGGUCUAUGCAUGCCAGCUACUGUCUUUCGACCGGUACCCUAUGCAAUAAUGACAGCGAUUGCUGCUCCACACAUUGCGUUCGUGUUAAAGAAAAGCUCUAUUCCUAUUGUGUCGCCGCUGGCCAAAAUCUAUUCGAUAAUAAUGACAAUACUAAUCAGGAGCCGGCAUUAGAAUUUGAGGCCGGCCAUUGUCAGCCUGACGGACGGAAUUGUUUCAUUGAUGAUGACUGCUGCUCAAAAUAUUGUGUACGUGUUCAAUUCUUUGCAUCUCUCAGUCAAUUUUGUGCUUCAGCGCGCCCUAAUACUACUGAAGUAAUUACUCAGUCCAGUGAUGACCAGAAUAAACAAAAUAUUGAGAAGGGCCCAAAGUGCAGCGCAAAUGGAGAAUUUUGUUGGAGUGCCAAUGAAUGCUGCUCAAAAGCUUGUUUUAAUCAUCACGGGUCAAUGACAAAAAGAUGUGCAGGGUAGAGAUUAACGUACUAAGUUUAUAUGUACACAUA